AUGAACAGUGCGGUCGCACCGACGGACAGUGGUCCGACGACGGACAGUGGUCCGAUAAUGAACAGUGGUCCGACGACGGACAGUGGUCCGAUAAUGAACAGUGGUCCGACGACGGACAGUGGUCCGACGAUAGAUGAACAGGGGUGGUCGACGCGCGACAGGGGAUCCGAUAAUGACAGUGGGUCGACGGCGGACAGUUGGGCUCCGGCGGCGGCAGCAGAGGUGGUGGAUGAGGAGGAGGACAUGGAGGCAGAGGUGGUGGAUGAGGAGGAGGACAUGGAGGUGUACACGACGAGCGUCGCGCAGCUGGAGUCGCACGUCGCGGCCGAUGCGCUGCCGACCUCGCUCGGCGGCCGCCUCGCCGCCAACCACGACGCGUGGACGCGCUACUGCAUCCGCCGCAGCGGCGUCGCUCGCGCUGCCGACGACUACUGCGAUGUCACGGCCUUCCUCGACGGCAAAUUCAACCAGCUCGCGAACAUGGACGCGCUGAUCGACGACGGCGGCAGCGGCGGCGGCGGCGAGAUGCCGUCGGACGUGUCGGGGGAGAUGCUCGACGCGGCCGUGACUUCCUCAGAAGUCGGCGGCGGCGGCGCGACGGAGAAGCACGACAGCGAGGAGCGGGAGAAGGAGGUCGCCGUCGAGAAGAACGGCGGCGACGGCGGAGGAGGCGGCCAGGGGGCGCCGCCGGACGCGUACGAGUCGGUUCACCGUGGCGACGGCGGCUACACGAUCGAGGACUGCGUAGAGAUGGUGCGGGGGAAGAGUCGCGGCGGGCUCUACCGCGAGUACGGCCUGAUCCGCGCCGCCGACACCGACGGCACGUUCGAGACGUCGAGGGCGCGCCACAACCUGGUAAAGAACCGUUACUCGGACGUGCUCUGCUACGACCACUCGCGCGUUCGUCUCCGUAACGACGGCAACGACGAUGACGACGAUGCGUCCGACUACAUAAACGGCAACUACGUCGACGGCUACAAGCAGAAACACGCCUUCAUCUCGACACAGGGUCCCCUACCGAAAACAUUCCCAGACUUUUGGAGGAUGAUAUGGCAAGAACGUGUAUUGGUGAUUGUCAUGACCACAAGGACGAUAGAGCGCAGCCGGCUGAAGUGCGGUCAGUACUGGCCGCUGGACGAGGAGAUGGGGGAGCAGUGCGGCGACUUUCUCAUCAUCAACGCCGGCCAGCAGCAUCACAAGGACAACAUCUUCACGACCCUCGUCGUGCACAACACAAAGACGGGCGAGUCACGCGAGGUGAUGCACUGCCAGUUCACCUGCUGGCCGGACUACGGCGUGCCGCACUCCGCCGCAGUCAUGCUCGACUUUCUCUUCCAAGUGCGCGAUAUUCAGGCGUCGGCCGUGCAGGCGCUGGGCGACGCGUGGACGGGGCACCCGCUCGGACCGCCCAUCCUCGUGCACUGCAGCGCCGGCAUCGGCCGCACAGGUACGUUCUGCAUGCUGGACAUUGCGCUACAGCAGCUGGCUGACGUCGGUACGAUCGAUGUCGAGUCGACCGUGCGCAAGAUCCGCACGCAGCGCGCGCACAGCAUCCAGAUGCCCGACCAGUACGUGUUCUGCCACCUCGCCGUCAUUGAGUACGCGCUCAACGAGGGACUCCUCGACGACGUCGACCUCACGGGCUUCGACGACGACGAAGACGACGAUGACUGACGCGGCGUCGCCGCGGCAACGGAGGAGGAGGAUGCUGGACGGCGUCCGGGGGUCGCGCCGC
Priapulus caudatus is the source of this 1735-nucleotide messenger RNA. Its product is annotated as tyrosine-protein phosphatase non-receptor type 9-like. Bases 1 to 1674 code for a protein of 557 amino acids. NCBI's taxonomy places the organism in Eukaryota, Metazoa, Priapulida, Priapulimorpha, Priapulimorphida, Priapulidae. Gene Ontology annotation, biological process: protein dephosphorylation. Gene Ontology annotation, molecular function: protein tyrosine phosphatase activity. The record is from RefSeq and is a predicted model, not a curated record. The transcript has 9 exons.